CUUUACAAUCAUCUUAAUCUUCCUAUCUGGUCAACGAAUCUAAUUGGAGGAGAUGGGAGUUCUUCUCAACCGAUGGUGGUAGAACUUCUGGACAGCGGAAACCUAGUGCUCAAAAACACUAACAAAAAGGACUCUCAUAGCAUCUUGUGGCAGAGUUUUGAUUUUCCGACGGAUACUUUACUACCGGAGAUGACACUGGGAAUGAAUCCAAAAACUGGAGCCGACAUAUUCCUUCAAUCAUGGAUAAGUUCUGAUAAUCCUGCAAGUGGGGUAAGAAUUAUGGAAAUUGUAAAUCGAGGAGGUCUCUUUCAGAUUUUUGUAAAUUAUGUUGAGUAUGGAUUUAACGUGUAUGCGCAUCGAAGGGAUCCCUGGAAUGGAAUCCAGUUUGGUGACAUGCCACAGGUUUUUGAGUGGGAUAAGGUCAGUUUCACGUUCGUUAUGUCUUACGGACGAAACUACUCCAGACUGACAUUGACGCCGGGAGGAAAUUAUAAUCUAUAUAAAUGGGUUCAAGAAAAAAAGGAGUGGGAGCUGUCUUGGUCUACUGAAAGAGAUGUGUGCAGUGGAUACCCAUGUGGGUCCAAUGCUUACUGCUUAGAAAACAAAUCACUAUUGACGUGCCUUUGUAUUGAAGGCUUUAUUCCAUUGUCCACGCUACCUUGGGCCGCUGGAAACAAAUUCUCUUGUAGGAGAAAGACGAAGUUGAACUGCCGGGGAGAUGAAUUCUUAAUGCUUAAGAAUAUGAGGAUUCCAGAUACUACAGGCGUAACUGUGGAUAUGAAAAUCAAUUCUAAAGAAUGUUUGAGGAUGUGCCAAGGGGAUUGUUACUGUACAGCAUUUGCGUAUGUCGGUAUCGGCCAGCGCGGUUGUGUCAUUUGGACGAGAGAGCUCACCGACAUUAGAAACUACAGCGUAGGCGGUCAAGAUCUUUAUGUCCGACUUGCAAGUAAUGAAACGGGGGAUACUAAAGAAACAAGAUUGGAGGAGCGUUAUAUCACUUUGAUCAUAGUAGGAGGAAUCGCAGCGUUCAUCCUUGGCUGCUUCUGCCUCUGGAAGCGAAUGAAAAGAGGCUCAUCACACUCACAAGAACCAACUGAAACAGAGAUUAUGAUGACCGAAUUAUCACGAGAAGUUUUCUCUUUCAUUGCGCUCAGAACAGUUGCUGCUGCAACUGAUAACUUCUCUGUAUCCAACGAACUCGGCCGAGGUGGUUUUGGUGUUGUUUACAAGGGAAUCUUAGAUGAUGGCACCAUUGUUGCCGUGAAGAGAUUGUCAAGAACAUCAUUACAAGGGACAAUUGAAUUUAGGAACGAAGUAAGAACCGUUCUCAACGUUCUCCAUAUAAACUUAGUACGCCUGCUAUCAUGUUGUUGUGAAGGGACAGAGCGCAUAUUGGUCUAUGAAUAUAUGGAGAAUUUGAGUUUAAACCGCUUCCUAUUCCGUGGAGCUCUAAGCCGGUCGCUUAGUUGGGAACAGAAGUUCCGUAUCAUGGGUGAGAUUGCACAAGGGCUUUCGUAUCUCCACAACUCAAGAGACAGUCCUAUUCUACAUAGAGACUUGAAACCCAGCAACAUUUUGCUUGACAGUAAUAUGACCGCCAAGAUUUCAGAUUUUGGUAUGGCAAAAUUUUUAGAAAGCGGCCAGACAGAGGCACAGACCCAGCGUGUGGUUGGAUCAUAUGGCUACAUGUCCGAGGAAUACGCAGUAUCUAGAAUAAUGUCUGAUAAAUCUGAUCUUUUUAGCUUCGGAGUUGUUAUCCUAGAGAUUAUCAUGGAGAAGCAAAAUUUCAAGUUUUGCAACUCCUUUCCUGGCGAUAGCAUAAUCGACCUGGCAUGGCGAACAUGGAACGGAGGCAACUACCUCUCGCUAGUGAAUUCCCACUUGGAAGACGAUUCAUUAGUGGGCGAUGAAGUACUGAAAUGUCUACAGAUAGCUUUAUGCUGCCUCCAAGAUGAGGCGGGGAGCAGACCAAAUGCAGACUCCGUGGUGUUGAUGCUCAGAGGCAGGUCACCGGAUAUUCCACGACCAAUCAAGCCAAACUACUAUUAUUCAUUGAGACUCGCUAGGUUAGCUACCGCAGCGUCAUCGUCUUCUGUGUUGGUUGAAGAGACGGUAUCGACUGUGAUAAGUAGUUCUGAUGAAUCCGUUACAUUCAAUGAAUACACUGCAACUGUCAUUAACUCUCGCUAAGUGGUGUUUUCAUUAUUUAUUAAAUAUUGUUUUUCACUGCACUUAUGAUGAGCAAGAAAAUAUUGAUGUACCAGCUGGGUUGUAAAGGGCACUCAUAAUUCUGUGUCUUGCAAGAAACAAUGUUUACGUUU
Molecule: messenger RNA, 2321 nt
Organism: Raphanus sativus (radish)
Lineage: Eukaryota; Viridiplantae; Streptophyta; Magnoliopsida; Brassicales; Brassicaceae
Product: G-type lectin S-receptor-like serine/threonine-protein kinase SRK
Exons: 7
Coding region: 73-2190 (705 amino acids)
Biological process (GO): recognition of pollen; protein phosphorylation
Molecular function (GO): protein serine/threonine kinase activity; ATP binding
Source: RefSeq, a predicted model, not a curated record